This is a messenger RNA of Letharia columbiana, 1008 nucleotides long. RefSeq lists its product as uncharacterized. The transcript is spliced from 7 exons. The coding region runs from base 1 to 1008 and encodes 335 amino acids. The record is from RefSeq and is a predicted model, not a curated record. Lineage: Eukaryota; Fungi; Ascomycota; Lecanoromycetes; Lecanorales; Parmeliaceae.
AUGAAACACCUCACCCUCGACCCCGACCACACGCAGCCGGCGACGAGAGACUUCCCCACCGCCGCUACGGUGCCGGACGCCCUCCCGGACGCCGGGGAAACGAAAGUGCAUCCGAGCGUCGCUGGGGGCGAGAACGCGAGGUUGUUGUUUGUGGGGACGGCGACUACGAUUUUAGAAUGGGAGGGGGUUCGGUUGAUGACGGAUCCGAAUUUCCUCCACGCGGGCGAUCACGUCCAUCUCGGGCCCGGGGUCACGGGCACCCGUCGUACCAACCCGGCGGUCGACCUGCAUGACCUGCCGCGGAUCGAUCUGAUCUGUCUGUCCCAUUAUCACGCCGACCAUUUCGACCAGCACGUCGAAGCAUCCCUCCGUCGCGACCUUCCCAUCAUCACGACCCCGCACGCCAAAUCGCACCUCGCUUCCGCCUCCAAGGACCCCGGCGAAGCCUUCACCGCCGUGCACGACCUCGACUUCUUCGACGAAUGCCUCGUCGGCAUCGCCGGCAAGGAGGCCGCGAUCAAAGUGACGGGGAUGCCGGGCAAACACGUCCCGCCCGGUCCGGGGGGCGUGGCCGGGAAGAUGAACGAUCUGUUGGGCGCGGUGCCCCCCACGAACGGCUGGAUGCUCGAACUCGGCCGCGGCUCCCCGGCGUCCGCCUUCCGCCCCGGCUACCGCAUCUACGUCUCCGGCGACACCCUCCUCGUCCCCGAGCUCGCCGAGAUCCCGACCCGCUACCCCCACGUCGACCUCAUGCUCGUCCACCUCGGCGGCACCACCAUCCCUUCCCCGAGCGUGCCCUUGCUCAUGGUCACCAUGGACGCCGAGCAAGGCGUCAAGUUGGUGCAGAUGAUCGGGCCGGAUCUGACGAUUCCGAUUCAUUAUGAUGACUACGAUGUCUUCCUCUCGCCGCUGUCGGAUUUCAAGAAGGCGAUGGAGGAAGCGGGGCUGGGAGAUAAGGUGGUUUACCUGGACCGGAAGGAUGCCUAUCGAUUCAGAGUAAAGGAUUAA